This is a messenger RNA of Peronospora matthiolae, 1689 nucleotides long. The record is from the annotation of a GenBank genome assembly. Lineage: Eukaryota; Oomycota; Peronosporomycetes; Peronosporales; Peronosporaceae.
AUGAGCAGCGGGAGCGUGUUGGACAAGACGCCGCGCGUGGCCGAAGAGACCGCGAAGUACCCGCGCACCGAGCGUCUAGGCGAGUUGACGUACGGCACCUCCGGGUUCCGUGAAGACGCGGGUCUGUUGGUGUCCACGUGUCACCGCAUGGGGAUGCUGGCGGUUCUGCGCUCCAAGAGCGUGGGGAAGAUCGUGGGCGUGAUGAUCACGGCCUCGCACAACGGCGCGAGUGACAACGGGAUCAAGAUCAUUGAUCCCAAGGGCGAUAUGCUGCACUACGAGUGGGAGAAGUACGCGAUGCAACUGGCUAAUGCCGCACAAGAAGCGGUUGUUGAAGUGCUGGACGCGAUCGUCGCGGCGGAGAAGAUCGACUUGGACCAGACGGGCAACGUCUUUAUUGCAAAGGACACGAGGCCGUCGAGUGAACACUUGGCCGAGCUGACGCGCGAGGGGGCGCUCGUGAUUGGUGGGAACGUGCUCGACUUUGGGCUACAGACGACGCCGCAGCUGCACCAUCUCGUCCGCAUGUGGAACUACGAACAGUUCAAUAAAGGCGACUGGGCGUCCGAAGUUGGCUACUAUAACAUGUUGAGCGACGCUUUUAAGCAGCUCACAGCCACGCACGACUCGAAGCGCUUGGAGGCGCGGCCGCCACUGUAUGUGGACUGUGCACAUGGUGUUGGUGCGCUACAAGUGGCUAAAAUGGCUAAGGACCUCGGAGAUUCGCUUCGUCUGGAGAUCGUCAACACGCCCAGUGAUGGUGAACUGAACCUUCACUGCGGUGCGGAGCAUGUCGAGAAGUCUCGUCAGCCGCCUUCGAACAUGUCCCAGGAAAAUGACCGCGGCAAGCGUUACUGCAGCAUGGACGGGGACGGUGACCGUUUGGUUUUCCAUUACUUUGAUGAAGAAGGCACGUGGCAUUUACUGGACGGCAACAAGAUUGCGUGCCUCUUUGCCGAGUUCUUAUCGGAGAAGCUGAACGCUUUAGAGCUUGACCAGGAGGGCGUGACUUUCGGCUGUGUGAUGACUGCCUACGCGAACGGCGCUGCUACUCAGUACCUCCAAGCCCUAGGCAUUAACGUGGUGCAGGCCAAGACUGGCGUGAAACACUGUCACGAGAAGGCAUCGCAGUUUGACAUGGCGGUCUACUUUGAGGCCAACGGGCACGGCACGGUAGUCUUCAAGGAAGCGCUAAUGGACAAGCUGCACAAGUGGGAGAACACGCUGCACGAUGAGCGGAAGAAGCUUGCUCUGUCGCAGCUGCUUGCUGCGUCGCAGCUUGUAAACCAGGCUACGGGUGACGCCAUUUGCGACCUGUUGUUCGUCGAAGCACUGCUCGUCCAGAAGAAUUGGAGCAUCAGCGACUGGGACGCCAUCUACAAUGACCUGCCAAGUCGUCAGACGAAGGUGAAGGUCGCAGACCGAAGUGUGAUCAAGUCGGACGAAGAGGAUGAUUCCAAGGUGCUGGCCCCUGAGAGUCUGUGCUCGGCUUUGGACUCUGCUUUGCAGGAGUACGCCGACAAGCGCAGCCGAGCGUUUGUCCGUCCAUCGGGCACUGAGGAUGCAGUGCGUGUGUAUGCCGAAGCAGACACCCAGCAGGAUGCCGACGCCCUCGCCUUGCAGUUUGCCAAGCUGGUGCACGAACACUGCGGCGGUGUGGGUGACGAACCCACUGAAUUUGUGGCAUAG